GAGAACAUGGUUGCCAACCUUUUUGAAAAAUUCAGAAUAUUUUUGGUUUCUUCAUUGUAAAAAGAAUAGAAAAGAAAGUAUUGAAGAUUAUUAUUUGAUGGAAGUCAAAUGAAAAAAAAGAUUUAGGAAAAUUUGUAUAGGUUAUAUUAACAAAUUCAUAAAAACGCAUUGUUGAAUAUUUGCGUCCUUCCUCCUUCUACCAUUAUUUGUUUAUUGUUCACCUUGUAGCAUGUUGAUGUGAGGAAGUGAAUUAAUAAAAUCAGUAGAUUUUGAUAAUACCAGUCAGAUUAAAUACCAUUCAUUUUGUAUUUAUUUUGAUUAGUGAUCGCAAAGCUAUGCGCAUCAGCGCACUCUGUCUAAUAAUCCAUCUUCCCGAACUACUAAAGAUGUCUUAGGACAAUGCCAUUUUGGUAUUGUGUUUAUUAAUGUACAAUCUAAAAACCUAAUUUAUAGUGUUUUCGGGGUGUGCAGUGUAGCUUAAAGGGACAGAGACAUCAAAAAAAUGAUAUUUGCAGAAUAGGUUCCUGGUAAACGCACAUCCAGCUAGUGAAAAAUCGCUGACAUCCAAUGUCCCUGUAGUUCGUUUAUCUGCGAAAUUCUAUACGUUACUAUAGCAAAAACUAUGUGUGGUAUGAGUAAAAAUGAACUUUAACUUUUUCCGCUGUCGAAAAGCAUAUUAAAUGUUCGAUAUUUCGUUGAAAAUGGCUCGUGCCGGGUUAAGAAACAGACGGCCAUGGCCGCUUAUUUGAAUUCGUACAUAUAAACAAACAGAACAGGCCCAUUUCAAAUUGAAAAACAAUGAUAUAGUCGGCUUGAAGAAGAGUACUCUUGCACGAUGGAUCCAGUGCUUUCCAGAUUGGGAGGCGGAGUUACAAUACAGAGACUUGAAAAGCCCAAAAAUGCCACCCAAAAGGAUUCUGCUGGUAUGGACAAGCCCUCGGAGAAACCGAAAGAAACCUUGCAAAACCCUGACGAGAGUGAAGAUGAGUUUCCACCAAUCCCUAACCUGAAACGAAACCAUGAACUGAACCUGCCUUCUACAGUAUCUGUGAAGAAGAUAAAGUUAGAUGAACCCCAUUUAGAGAAGAAACCCUCAGAAGAUAUGAUUCUCAAUAACUUUAGUGAGACUGAAAUAUCAGAUUAUGAUACUGAAUCUGAUAUUGAUGAAUCUGGUAAUGAACUCGAUGACUUAGCAGCCCAUGAAGUAUUAAAUCAGAAAGUGUUGGAGAAGGUAGCAGAGGAAUCUCAGAUGGGCAAAGAAGACUCUGAUGAAGAUGAAGGCAGCAAUAGUGACUCAUUCUUUGAGAAAUUGGUAGAGCAGGCAGAGGUUCCUGCAUCAAGUAGCACCAGUCCGCCAAUACAGCCAAAACAAGAGCCAGAAGACGAUUAUGAAGUGGAUAUCAAAGAAAAACUGAAAGAAAUGGGGGAGAUCAGCUUUGAAACAGUAAAAAAAGGAGAGAAACCUGUCAAGAAGACUGAAGCACCCACUGAAAAUGAAGUUGUGGUUACUCCAGCUAAAAAGUUUGGUGCAGAUGGCGAGGAACUGCCAGCCAAUCUUCCAAAGGGCAUAGCACUGCGUCGCAACAUUCGCGAGGUGAUGGACGAGACGAAACUGGACGAGUCAACUUUGGCAGCUCAAAGGCAAGAAGCGGAACGAUUGCGGAGAGUACAGGAACAACAACGGUUACUGAGAGAGCUGCAGCGACAGGCGGCGCUAGAGAGGAAUCAGCAGAAAGUCAUGGAUAUGCUGAAAGGAGGAAGUGCCGCACACCGCUUUCCAAAAGCCGGUUCGUCAAGUCGGAUUGGUAACACAGUGCUGGUUAAAUUGCCAAAUGGUCAGACCAAACCGAUGACAAGACUGCCAAAACGUCCCUUUGAAUUGCUCAGAGUGCCAAAGUCUGGAGCACCUUAUCCUCAUCACCCUGGAUACAAAGGACCAAGAGCCAUGAUGCAGCAUCCGAGACCGAAAGGCGCAGAACUGACUCCUUCAGUGAGCAUAGCUCCGGUAUCUAAAAAAUUCAUGCCGCCAAUGCAGAGGCACAGCGACAGCGAUAGCGAAGGAGAGGAGAUGAAAAAAUACAUGAUGGACGCGCAGAUGAGGCAUGGGAUGAAAAGUGAGAUACCUCCUGGCGGCAGACCUCCAGUGCAAACGAUCGACAUAUCGUCAGACGAUGACUGCGUCGUGGUCUCCGAACCUGAAUGUGAUAAUGAAGAACCUGAUCAGGAUGAUCCGGCAAAUUCUGGAAUGCAUACCAACGAUGAAUUCAACCAACCUGACGAACAAGGAAGGGUCCUGGUGAACGUAGGCCAUCCCGAAGAGGAGCCCGACGUGUUCGUGGCGCCGCAAAUAUCGCGCAUCAUCAAACCCCAUCAAAUCGGCGGCGUCCGCUUCCUUUACGACAACGUCGUGGAGAGCAUCAACCGAUUCGGCAGUUCCUCGGGGUUCGGAUGCAUCCUGGCGCAUUCGAUGGGCCUGGGCAAAACGCUGCAGAUCGUCACGUUCUCAGACGUCUUUCUCAGGUAUACGCCGGCCAAGACGAUACUAUGCAUUAUGCCGAUCAACACGUUGCAGAACUGGAUGGCCGAGUAUAAUAUGUGGUUGCCGAUUGCGGAAAAUGCGCCAAACAGUCCGCUAAACGCACAUGGCGAGGUGCGACCUCGUAACUUCAACCUGCACGUACUGAACGAUAGUCAUAGAACGUUGAUUGCGAGAGCGGCAGUGAUUCGAGAAUGGCGAUCAAACGGUGGCGUUCUACUGAUCGGUUACGAACAGUUCAGGCUGUUGAGCUUGAGAAAAUUCCCAAAAUCGAGGUCGAAAAAGGCCAUGUCUAUGGAAGAGGGACCGCCCGAGGAUACUAAGAAUAAAAUGCUUUUUGAUGAGGUGCAAGCAGCUUUGGUCUCACCGGGUCCAGAUCUCGUAAUCUGCGAUGAAGGGCAUCGUAUAAAAAAUUCGCACGCGUCCAUAUCGCAAGCUCUGAAGCAAAUGCAAACCAAAAGACGUGUCGUUUUGACCGGUUACCCUUUGCAAAAUAAUCUCAUGGAGUAUUGGUGCAUGGUCGACUUUGUUCGUCCAAACUAUUUAGGUACGAAAACGGAAUUCUGCAAUAUGUUCGAAAGGCCGAUUAUGAACGGCCAAUGUAUCGACUCUACGGAGGCUGAUAUCAAACUUAUGCGAUAUAGAGCGCACGUGUUGCAUUCACUUUUGCUAGGUUUUGUCCAAAGACGGUCCCACACAGUCCUUCAAACAGCGCUUCCCCAAAAAGAGGAGUACGUCCUGUUGAUCCGAAUGACGCCGUUCCAGAGAAUGCUCUACGAAACUUUCAUGAAUGAAGUCGUGCGAAUUCAAGCCACUCCGAAUCCUUUAAAAGCGUUUGCUGUCUGCUUGAAGAUAUGGAAUCAUCCCGACGUGUUGUAUAAUUUCCUGAAAAAGAGAGCUGGCGGAGAGGCCGUCGAUAUAGAUUUGGAAGAGGUGGGCAACGUGUUGGUAAACAAAGAAUCGAAACCGGCAAAGCGCGGCCCCGGCAAGCCACGCAAAACCCCGGCGAAAGGGAAAAACGGCAAACCUGCCGCGUCUGUCACACCGUACAACAGCCAAACGGACCAUCCAACUCCACCUCCUCCGGCCGCAACUGGCGCACAACCGACGACAACUUCCACCUCUGGCCCUUUAACGUCCUUCGCCAACACCAUCACUUCCCAAUCGUCGAACAACUUCGCGAAUCAAACCGAUUCGACGUUCCCGAACUUCGCCGACAGCAGUCCCUAUUACGAGCAGGAGUUCGAUCAGAACGCGCAGUUCCCGUCGACUUUCCCGAGCGCGAACAGCAACUUCAACCAGAACUUCCAGAGUCCGAUACACUUCAACAGCGAUUCCGAAUCGGCCAGUCAGAAUCAGAAAAGUAUCCUGAAUCUGGACAAUCAGACAACUUCCACCACAACUCCGAAUAACCUGGCGAAUCUGCCGUCGGGGAUUUCUCUAACUCCGCUGAGUUCGAAACCGAAAGAGAGUCCGAGUAGCAGCGUGUCUCUUACGCCUCUCACGAACACCACCAGCAAUGCUUUGGCAUCUUUGCAGAAUAUGCAGAACGAUAGUACUUAUAUGGAAAUUGGUCAAAUCGACAAGCAGGAGAAUAGUUUUGUCCAACAAACCAAUCAAAACAAAACUUUCGGCGGCGAUAUGCAGACCCAAGCGAAUCAGCAACUGCCCGGCUUCAACAAUUUCGACCAGAACAACUUCUGGAACCAAGACGGAUGUUUCGAACCGAACUAUUUCGGCAUCGGAAACGCCAGCAAUAAUUCCUGGAUAAAAAAAGAGGACACCAGCACCAAGACGAAUCUAGUUAGUCCGAAAAGCGAGGCGAGCCAAGAGUCGAAACCUAAAAUCAACAUAAUCAGCGAUAUCAAACUGCCGCCGAUCACAAAUCCAGGCAAAAGGAUAAACAUUAUCAGUGAUAUUAAGAUAGAACCGAAAAAAGAAGAACCGGACGUGAAAAGUGAGAUUAAGACUGAAAGUAAUAGCGAUGUUAUGGCAGUGAAAGAUGAGUUGAAGACGGAAGUGAAAAGUGAAGUUAAGGUCGAAGAGAAUCCAUUCAUGAAGAUGAAUCCUCUACAGUUGAAGGAGUCAAAGGAAGAUAGUGGAAUACCUUAUGAUUGGGCGAUUGAUCUACUGAAAAACUACGUACCCGGUUGCAUCGAGAACUCGGCCAAGUUCGAAAUCCUGUUCUGUAUAAUAACAGAAAGCAUCCUUCUGGGCGAUAGACUGUUACUUUUCAGUCAAUCUCUGAUCACGUUAGACCUGAUUGAGCAGUUUCUGCAAGCCAGACAAGUUCCAGGCGAGACGGUGCACUGGGCGCGAAACGUGAGCUACUAUCGCUUGGACGGGUCGACGAGCGCUCUCGAACGCGAGAAACUGAUCAACGAGUUCAACUCUAACCCGAAGAUCCACCUGUUUUUGGUGUCGACGCGCGCUGGUUCGCUGGGCAUCAAUCUGGUCGGCGCCAACAGGGUGGUCGUUUUGGACGCCAGCUGGAACCCCUGCCAUGAUACGCAAGCCGUUUGCAGGGUGUACCGGUACGGACAGCGGAAACCGUGUUUCGUUUAUAGAUUGGUCGUUGAUAAUUGCUUGGAGAAGAAAAUAUACGAUAGGCAGAUCAAUAAGCAAGGUAUGUCGGACAGAGUAGUGGACGAGUGCAACCCGGACGCCCAUUUAACGAUGAAAGACGUCAGCACGCUUUGUUGGGACGAUAAGAAAGACGACGGCGAACCGAAAGAUUGGUCGAACGUCAGAGAUAAUUAUAUCGACGUCGUGCUACAGAAAGUGCUCGAGAAGCACGGGUUGGCGCUCAACAAGGAGCCCUUUCAACACGAAUCGUUGCUGGUCGACAGGAAGGAGAAGCAACUGUCCUCCCAGGAGAAAAGGCUAGCCAAAAAAGGUUACGAACGAGAAAAGCAAGCCGCUCGUCAACCUGCGUACAGCCUUUUGGGCGGCGUGAGAGGGGGGCAUCGGCCAGUGGCUUCCGUCAGGCCGAUGCAACAGGGAGAAAGGCCUUCCAGAUGGAUCCCUGCGGAACACUGGCAGCGUCAAGGCAUGACGGCGCAAGAGAUGACGCUGCCUCUCGACGUUGUCAUUCCGACCAAUCAGCCUGAAAAAGGGAAUAUCGUACUUAAGGCAGGGCAGAAGGUGUUGGUGUUGAAAUCUCCGAAAGGCGUUUACAUGCAGCUGGAAAGCGGAAAGAUAGUUGCUAUAAAGACUGCAAUCAAAGCCAAAGAAAAACACGAUGAAGGAAUGAUGGACCCCACAAAAGCUUUGAAGCUGCCACCUCUCCCGAUUUUACCUCCCGCAAUCAAAGCAACUCCUCACAUGGGUCAAAAGCGCAACCCAGUGAAACCGUUCACGCCUGGCGCGACCAAAUUCGGCGUGCAAAGCGUGCAGAAGAACGUCCCGAAUUUGGUGUCCAGGAUAAAAAGUAUCACGAAGAAAAUGGAAUCGACCGCUGUCGGUGUCAAAGAUGCGGGGAAUAAAAAGAAAGCCGUCGAUAUCGGCAACGAGAUCGCCAAGAGCCUCAGGAGGGAUGAGAAUAUGCCCAAUAGCAGCAGCGAUGAGGAGCAUCCUCCAACUCCGUCUCACCCUCAUCAUUCUCCGGAAAAAUAUAAACCUGCUACCGGCGGCGUCCAUUCCGCGUCCCCGUCUCCGUCGAAAGCGCCGCCGGAAAGUCCCGACGACGAAAUCCAAAAAAGGAUAUCGCUUUUGAAGAAGAACAUAUCCAUUCAGAGGGUGACGAAUCAUCAGCAGCCGCAGCAACAAGCGAAGGCGACGCCCUCUACGACGGCCGGCGGUUCGAACGUAGUGCCGAAACAACAGGUGGCGCCACCCGCGCACCAACACCAUCAGCAGAAAAUCGUACCUGCGCUAUCGCGGCAUGCGGAUGUCGGAAGGGAGGAAGACAGUUCGGACGAGAGUAUGAGGAAUAGCAUCGAAGAGGAAGGCGCCGCCACCGCUUUUCAGGACACGUUGGAUAGCAUAACGAGCGCGUUCCACGCGACAGGCGACGACCAUUUCGAAGACGAUGAAGAGGACGACGUUUCGGAAACGUCAGAACUAGAAGCAGCCGGAGCUGAAAUAGUCGAAGAGGAGGAAGAACCGGUAGCGGAAAUGGAAACGGCGGGAGGCAAACAUCACGACCAGAACGACGUCAGCGAUCACAGCGAUGAUGUGACUUACGUUUCGGAACAGGGAGGAUACGAUACUGGCGGUGCCGGAACGCAGUCGCAUUAUCAGUCGGCACAACAAGCGGGCACUACUUCAGAACAUCAGGCUGCGAAGGUGGACGGUACUGGACAGGAGUACCAAGGGUAUAAUUACAAUUAUGGAUACAAUGUGCCGUACCAUGGACAUCCGCCACCACCGCAAGGUUACGGUUACCCGGCAGCGCAGGCGGCAGGCGGAACAGGUCACCAACAGCCGGCUCCCGCUUACGACAUGAUGAACACAUACGGCGGUCAUCCCGCAACUGCACCAGCGGCGGCGACGGUUCCGCCCCCCCCUCCCCAAUACAACUACGGCGCGUACGGAGCAUACCCUCAUCCGCAACCGCCCCCGCAACAUUAUCCGCCGCCUCCGACCGCCACAGGGUACGAUUACAACGCGACUGCGCCGCCCCCGACGCAGCCGAUGUACGCGCCACACCCGCCGGCGUAUCAUCAACCGUACGCGCCACCGCCGCACCCACCGCAUCAGUAUCCGCAAGGUGGUAUGUACCCGCCGCCACCUCCAAGCGCCGCCCCAACAUACGCUGGCGACUACCAACAGUAUCACCACCAACAGCCGGGGGUGGCGCCUCAAGCGCAGCCUCAAACCCAGCAACAACAGCAACAGUACUACCAAACCACAUAAGUUGAUCCAGAUACAUUUCGUGAGAUUCUAAUCAUUUGGUGAUUCAUACCAGUGCAAUGCUAUCAUUAUAGAAUGUAGACCGUUCCUAAGAAUUCCAUCGAAUCUAGGCAUCUACUAUUCCCGAUAAAGGAGUUGAUUGACUCACAGACAAAUUUUCCACAGACUGUCUUAUGUCAAGAUAUGAGAAAUGGUAACAGAUAUAAGCGGUUUUGAGUUUAUAUACGUAGGGUGUUUUCUAAUUGAUUAUUAUUAUUAAAGCUGUCGAUUUAUAGAGCUGUUUUAUGAAGAAAACUUCAGAUGAAUGCAUGUUCUAAACAUCUUCAUUUUUGGGGUACACAAGAUAUACGUUAAUAUUGAAGUUUUCUUUUUAAAAUGUACCCAAAAAUCGCCUCCAUUAAUAUUGACAUUCAAUUAUGUGAGUUUUAGACUGAACGUUUUACCCUCGACUGACUUUGAUGUAAACUUGAACGAUUCACUGAAAGACGUUAUUGCAAUAUAGAUCGUUUUAAUCUAUGUAAUAUGUCACUGUUCCGCAUAGCUGUGUGUUAUCAUAAAUAGGUCAGUUUGUAAGAAAAAUGAGACUCAAAUUAAAAACGAAAUAAAAUAAAUUUUCAUAUUUACACACUGACCUACAAUUGGGCGUUCGUGUUCCAGUAUUAUAUUGACAUCUUUCGUCCAAGGAUUCCACUUGUUAUAAUAAGCAUAAUCUAAACCGCAAUCCUUAUAACGUAACUGGGCAGUUUCAGUUCACUUGACGUGUUGAAGAAGUAUCCAUAUGUGCUAUAUUUUGAUGCGAGGAAUGUUUAGAUUUUUAUAUUGGUAUUUGUGAUAUGUUGGAUAUAAAGUUGUGAAAAUAACAAAAAACGUUUCUUUUUUUCCCAAACUCCCACUGCACUGACACAUUACAAAUAUCAAUAAAAUAAAUCAUAAUAUUGGCUCAUCCUUGGUAUUAAUGGGUCUGUAAUUGAAUCGGUCAGGGCAAAGACUACCUAAAUCUAUUCUUUCUUCAUUAAUUAUGAACCUAAUAGUAUUGCCACUUAAAUGUUCGCCUAUUGAGAUACAUUUUAUUUUUAAAACCUCCUUUACCGGACUGCAACGUCCAUUACAGUUUUUCUGUCUUUUACUGUCAUUAUUAUUAAUAAAUCGUGAAUGUAAUUCGACAUUUCAAUCUGGUUUAUUCAUUAGUGAUACAUCUUUAUAGCCCCUCUGAAAAAUUCAAAUUACGCGACUUGCGAGGUUUUUGCAAUCGGUCACGAUUCAGCUAUUCCAGUUAUUUUCCUUAUUUGUAUAAAGUAGUGUAUAAGUUGAAAAUGUGUCACUAGUGAAAUAGUCCAGUAAAAGUUAACUCAACACUGGCGAUGACGCAUAUCAUUUUCUGGUAAAUCCAGAUAGAUUUUGUUUAGUGGAAAAGGAAAAUAUUCGUAUUUUCGUUGAUGUGAUUCUUAAAAAUAAUUUGCUCCGUUUCAAAAUCGGCCGCCAUGUGAAAAUGUAUGCGUAUGGAAUCGGCAAAUAUGCUUGUAGUGUUCCUACCCCGAGUAUCGUGCAUAAUAUUCAAUGUAAUCCCUGAAUAUUUGAUUUUCUUGUAACAAGAUGGUUAGGUAGAAUAUGGAACUGAAUUUCUUAAUGGUUAAAUAUGUUUUAUCAAUUAAUUUUAUGGCAUUUAAUUCAUUAUGACAGUGAUAAUUUACUGUUAAUGUUAAGAAAAAACGAGCUGAUUUUGCUUUAGAAAUGUAAUUAUUUAUUUUUCAUUGACAAAAUUUUAUUUUCUUUGUACAUAAUGUCAUCUAGAGGUUUAUGAUAAAUUCGGAAGUAAGUAGAUAUAAUUUUUUGUAUAUUAUUUUUCCUCCUACAUUUGUAUUUUUUUCCUCAUAAUAUA
Molecule: messenger RNA, 9269 nt
Organism: Acanthoscelides obtectus
Lineage: Eukaryota; Metazoa; Arthropoda; Insecta; Coleoptera; Chrysomelidae
Source: the annotation of a GenBank genome assembly